GUCAAUGUGAUUGAAUGUGAACAUUAUAACCAUGAGUGACUUUCAAGAAUAUCCAGAUGUAGUCCAGGAGGUUAGAGGUGCAUUGAAUCCUGGCAGAUUAAAAUUACAGAGCAACAGUGUCAUCUUUAAGAACAACAAAACUGGUAAGAUUGACCAAUACCCAGGGACUGAAGUGGACAAGGUUCACUGGUUAAAGAGAGCACGAGGGAACUGUCUGAAAUUUCUCCUGUCAAGUGGAACCAUUCACCGAUAUGAUGGCUUCAAGGAAGGGGAGUUUGAGAAACUUGCAGCUUUUAUUUCGAAGUAUUACAUGGUGAGUUUAGAGAAGAAAGACAUGUCAGUCAAAGGAUGGAACUGGGGACUCGCUAAUUUCACAGGAAAUGCCUUGGAGUUUGAGGUGGACAACAAGUUAGCCUUUGAGGUCCCCCUUAGCCACGUCUCUCACACCACCACGGCUAAACAGGAGGUGACUCUCGAGUUCCACCCCAAUGAUGACGCUGCAGUGUCCCUGAUGGAAUUAAGGUUCCACAUUCCACCAGAUCCAAAGGACACAGAGAAAGAUCUUGUACAGGAAUUUUACAACAAUGUUCUGGAGAAGGCAGAUAUCAUACAGGCCACAGGAGAUGCCCUUGCUGUGUUUACUGAGGUCCAAUGUCUCACUCCCAGAGGUCGAUAUGAUUUCAAAAUGUACGGCACAUUUCUACAACUCCACGGUAAAACCUUUGACUACAAGAUUCCCUACACAACUGUUUUACGAUUAUUUUUACUUCCACACAAAGAUGGCAGACAGAUGUUCUUCGUGAUAAGCUUGGAUCCACCCAUUAAGCAGGGACAGACAAGAUACCAUUUCUGUAUUCUGCUGUUCAACAUUGAUGAUGAAAUGUCAAUUGAACUAGGAAUAUCUGAUGAUGAUCUCAAAGAAAAAUAUGAAGGUAAAUUACAGAAAGAAAUGUCUGGUCCUGAGUACGAGGUGAUCAGUCGUGUGUUUAAGGCAGUAACGAACCGUAAAAUCACAGUUCCAGGAUCAUUCCUAAGUAACACAAAAUCACACUCCAUCAGCUGUUCCUACAAAGCAGCCACCGGGUUCUUGUAUCCUCUAGAGAGGGGUUUCAUAUUUGUUCACAAACCCCCAAUACACAUCCGCUUCGAUGAGGUUGUAACCGUAAACUUCGCUCGAAGUGCAGGAACAAACAGAUCAUUUGACUUUGAUGUGGAAACAAAGUCUGGGACCACCUACACAUUUGUUGGUAUAGAGAAAGAUGAGUAUGGAAAGUUGUAUGAUUUUGUGACCAGCAAAAAACUGAGAGUAAAAAAUAUCAAUGGCAAAGGGGAUAAGGCACCAUACAGGGAUGACAUGUCUGGUUCGGAUGAUGAAGAUGACCAUGACGCUUAUCUGGAGAGAAUGAAAGCAGAGGGCAAGGACAGACAAAGUGGAGAUGAAGACGAUGACAGUGAUAGUUCUGAUGAGUCCUACAAUCCCAAUGAAAGUGCCAGUGAUGUGGCUGAAGAAUAUGACAGUAAUCCUCCUACCUCCUCUGAGGAUUCCGAGGACUCGGAGGACCAGAGUAGUAGUGACGAAGGAGGAUCAGAUGAGGAGGCCAAGGAACAGAGACGCAAAGAAAAAGAGGAAAAGAAGGCCAAAGCUAAGGAGAAAAAGAAGUCACGUACAGCAAAAACUGUGAGAGAAAAACUGCCAGGUUCAGAGAAGAAGAAAAAGAAAUCAAAAUCAAAGAAGGACCCUAAUGCUCCCAAGAGGCCUCAGUCUGCCUACUUACUGUGGUUCAAUGCUAGCAGAGAGGAGAUGAAGAAAGAUAACCCAGAACUAAGCAUCACAGAUCUGAGUAAAAAGGCUGGAGAAUUGUGGAAAGAACUGGAGGAUAAAACAGAAUGGAAUGAGAAGGCUGCCGAAGCAAAGAAAGAGUACGAAAAAGCCAUGGAGGAAUACAGAGCAGAAAAGGCUCAGGCCUCGGAAGAGGAGGAUGGGGAAUUGUCGAAGGAUGGGAAAUCUCCAAAGAAGAGAAAGAGUCCAAAGAAGAGCCCUAGUAAAUCGGCUUCAGAGAGCCGAGCGGGGGCUGGAGCUAAUUAUAAGAGCAAGGAGUACAUUUCCAGCUCAGGCGAAUCAUCAGGAUCUGAUAGCGAUGACAAACCACUCAAAAAGAAAACCAAGAAGGAUGAAGGCACAAAGGAAAAGAAGAAAAAGAAGGGGAAAGAAGAACCGAAAACAAGGAAGUCCAGGCGACAGAACAAAGGAGGAAGUGAGAGUGAGAGCAGUGUGGGGGAGCUUCCAGAGGAUGAAGAAAUCUUAGAUUCACCAUCUGUAUCGGAAAAAUCUGAAUCAGAGUCAGACUGAUGGACAUGAGCUGAAGACAGAAAAGUUGAAUUUAACAUUACAAUGUACAUUCUAAUAACAUGGACCCAAAGCUCAUACUUAGAGAUGAAGAAACCAUUGGAAUUUGUUAUGUAAAACUACUGCAGUGAAUAAGUACUGAUUUUUGCUGUUGUACCUGACAUAAUUGUGACAGGAUGUAAAAUGGAGAAGUUUGUGAGAAGAAAAACAGAUUAUUUAUGAUAUAAAAUGUACAUAAAGGACCAAGUAAAAUAUGCUUGUUGAUAAAAAUUUCAAUGUUUAAGUGCUUUGGCUUUUUGUGAACAAAUUGUGCAGAAACAUUUUGUUGUCAAAAGGUGUCUGAAUAAAAAAAUGAAAAAGUGUCGAA
Molecule: messenger RNA, 2714 nt
Organism: Saccostrea echinata
Lineage: Eukaryota; Metazoa; Mollusca; Bivalvia; Ostreida; Ostreidae
Product: FACT complex subunit SSRP1-like
Exons: 18
Coding region: 32-2350 (772 amino acids)
Cellular component (GO): FACT complex; nucleus
Molecular function (GO): DNA binding; histone binding; nucleosome binding
Source: RefSeq, a predicted model, not a curated record